GUCUGUGUGGCUGCUGCUGGGCAUUGCGCCCUCGCUACAAGCGGCUGGUCGACAACAUUUUCCCUGAAAACCCAGAGGAUGGGCUUGUGAAAGCCAACAUGGAGAAACUAACCUUCUUUGCCCUGUCAGCUCCAGAGAAACUAGACAGAAUCGCUGCCUACCUGUCAGAACGUCUGACCAGAGAGCUGAACCGCCACCAUUACGGGUAUGUUUGUAUAGCGAUGGAGGCGAUGGAGCAGCUGCUGCUGGCCUGUCGCUGUCAGAGCAUCAACCUGCUGGUCGAGAGUUUCCUCAGUACACUCAGACUGCUGCUGGAGACCGACAAACCACACCUGCACAUCCUCGCAACAAACUCGGAUUCGCGUGUCGGGGAUCCGUGGCCUGCAGGGUGUCGUCAGGAAGACGGUGGAUGAUGAGCUGCAGGUCAAUAUCUGGGAGCCUCGACACAUGGAGCAGAUUGUUCCCGCUCUGUUGGUCAACCUGCAGCACUCGGACAGCAACAGCCUUUCUCCUGCAGAGCAGACAGAGAUGUGUUUCAGGGAGCUUCUGGGUCGAGCUGCUUACUGUCACAUCAACAAUGCCAUCAGACCUGUGCUCAUGCACCUGGACAGCCACAGUCUGUGGGAAGGACGAGGCUUCGCUGUUCGAUGUUUUCAGAUCAUCAUGUUUUCAAUUCAGUCUCAGCACUCCCACCUGGUCAUCCAGCAGCUGCUGGGUCACCUAGACGCCAACAGCAGGAGUCCGGCGUCAGUCCGAGCUGGGAUUGUUGAGGUUCUUUCUGAAGCUGCUGUCAUAGAAGCAACAGGAUCUGUAGGGCCCACAGUCCUGGAAGUGUUCAACACGUUACUGCGACAGCUCAGGCAGAGCGUUGACUACCAGCUUAUUGGUUACUAUGACAAUGCUGGGAAACAGGAAACCACAUCUACUGAGGAGAAAAUGCUGCAGGAUGCAGUCAUCAGAACCAUCGGAUCCUUUGCCAACACGCUUCCUGUCUACCAGAGGUCAGAGGUCAUGCUGUUCAUCAUGGGCAAAAUUCCUGUCCCUGGUAUCUACCCCGCCCUGGGGUCUCCCAACUCUGGGUUUGAAGGCAGCAGGAUGAUCCAGGUGAUGCUGCUGAAGUCUCUCCUCCAGGUGUCGGAGCAUUAUGAAAGCAGCAACCUGCUGACGGCGCUGCCCUCCUCCUUCCUGGAGCCUCUGCUGUCUUUCACCCUGAUGGAGGAUCCAGAGAUUCGCCUGCUUGUUCUGUCCAUCCUCACCUCGCUCAUCGAUCGCCGUCUCAACUCCGCCAGGCUCACCUCAGUCAGUGUGACAUUUGAUGUGUCAGGGCUGGAGCUGAAGGAGGACAGAUGUUCUCGACAGGACAACCUUUUCAUGAGAAAGCACACUCAGCGUCUAUACAGACACAUCUACUUGGCCUGUAAGGAGGAGACUAAUGGGCGCAGUCAUUACCAGGCGCUGUUCACCUUGCUGGCUGUUCUUAGUGUGGAACUGGUCAACGAGGAGGUCGUGGUGGAUCUCAUCCAGCUGGUCCUAGCUCUGCAGGAGCUGGCUCUGUCCAAUCAGCCAAGUCUGGCCGUGUUCAACCGCUGUGGCCUUCAUGCCAUCUGCGCUGGUUUCCUCAACCUGCUGUCACAGCUCGGCCCACCUCCUCUGCUCCGUCAGCAUGUCAUCCAGGUCAUAGAAAGUCGUCAGAAAGAGGCACCGUACCUGCUGCCUGAAGACAUCCUGUGUCUAAAACCCAGAUGAAGACCGUCUGUCUAGGAGGAAGAGCAUCGUAGACACCGUCUCUCUGCAGAUGGACACGGACCUUCAGUGCAGCUCUGAUGCACCUCAGAAACCUCAAACUGAGCAGAUCACUUUUGAGAUGCUGAAGAACACCAUUGAGGACAGAGGGCCUGUGGAAGAGGAAGAGAGGAGGAAGAGGAUGCAGGUGGUGGAGAGGUUUCAGACAGCUCCUUUUGAGGAAAUAUCAGCUGUCUGUGGAUCCCGGACCUCGUUGCUUCAUUCCAAGCUUAAUCAGGUCUUCGAUCUGAUCAUUUGUCCUCCUCCAUCUCCAUCUGGACAGUCGCCUCGCCGUUCGACACCACUUUACGAGAUGAAGUUUCCUGACCUCUGUGUCUAUUAGAAACUCAAAUACUGAUGAGACAAAGCCCUUCAAAAGGAAAACAUGACAGAAGAAUGGAUGGAUACAUAUAACGGAGCAUGAAUUGUUUUUAUUUCUCACUUUUAAUUUAUUUUUGUUCUCUUUCAGUUUGAUCAUCAGAAGAAAAAUCAAACAAAAACACUUUCAAAAGCUUUUAAAAAGCUGUCCUAUGCAUCUCAGUAAUCCAGGUAGAAAAAUCAAA
Austrofundulus limnaeus is the source of this 2345-nucleotide messenger RNA. Its product is annotated as protein EFR3 homolog B. The record is from RefSeq and is a predicted model, not a curated record. NCBI's taxonomy places the organism in Eukaryota, Metazoa, Chordata, Actinopteri, Cyprinodontiformes, Rivulidae. Gene Ontology annotation, biological process: protein localization to plasma membrane. Gene Ontology annotation, cellular component: plasma membrane.